Messenger RNA from Aspergillus niger, 1563 nucleotides. RefSeq lists its product as uncharacterized. Gene Ontology annotation, cellular component: cytoplasm. The transcript is spliced from 4 exons. Gene Ontology annotation, molecular function: manganese ion binding. The record is from RefSeq and is a predicted model, not a curated record. Bases 1 to 1563 code for a protein of 520 amino acids. Gene Ontology annotation, biological process: glucose catabolic process. NCBI's taxonomy places the organism in Eukaryota, Fungi, Ascomycota, Eurotiomycetes, Eurotiales, Aspergillaceae.
AUGGCCAAGGUUGAUCAGAAAGUCGCCCUCAUCGUCAUCGAUGGCUGGGGUGUCGCCGGUCCCAACUCCCCCAAGGACGGUGAUGCUAUCGCUGCCGCUGAGACCCCCUUCAUGUCCGGCUUCGCCGAGGCCGAUUCGAAGACUGCUCAGGGUUACACCGAACUCGAUGCUUCCUCCCUCGCUGUCGGUCUGCCGGAGGGUCUCAUGGGCAACAGUGAGGUCGGUCACUUGAACAUUGGAGCUGGCCGUGUCGUCUGGCAGGACAGUGUCCGCAUUGACCAGACCCUCAAGAAGGGCGAGCUGGGCAAGGUGGACAACAUCGUCGCUUCCUUCAAGCGCGCCAAGGAGGGCAACGGCCGUCUGCACCUGUUGGGUCUGGUUUCGGAUGGUGGUGUCCACUCCAACAUCACUCACCUGGUCGGCCUGCUGAAGGUCGCCAAGGAGAUGGAGAUCCCUCAGGUCUUCAUCCACUUCUUUGGUGAUGGCCGUGACACCGAGCCCAAGAGCGCUACCAAGUACAUGCAGCAACUGCUCGACCAGGCCAAGGAGAUUGGCGUUGGUGAGAUCGCUACCGUUGUCGGACGUUACUGGGCCAUGGACCGCGACAAGCGCUGGGACCGGGUUGAGAUCGCCAUGAAGGGUAUCGUCACGGGUGAGGGCGAGGAGAGCUCUGAUCCCGUCAAGACCAUCAACGAGCGCUAUGAGAACAAGGAGACUGAUGAGUUCUUGAAGCCCAUCAUUGUUGGUGGCAAGGACAGACGUGUGCAGGAUGGCGACACCCUCUUCUUCUUCAACUACCGUUCCGACCGUGUUCGUGAGAUCACUCAGCUGCUGGGUGACUACGACCGCUCUCCCAAGCCCGAAUUCCCUUACCCCAAGGACAUCCACAUCACCACCAUGACCCGGUACAAGACCGACUACACCUUCCCUGUUGCCUUCCCUCCCCAGCACAUGGGUAACGUGUUGGCCGAGUGGCUGGGCAAGAAGGAUGUUAAGCAGUGCCACGUUGCCGAGACUGAGAAGUACGCUCACGUUACUUUCUUCUUCAACGGUGGUGUUGAGAAGCAGUUCCCCGGCGAGGUCCGCGAUAUGAUCCCGUCUCCCAAGGUCGCCACCUAUGACCUCGAGCCUAAGAUGAGCGCUGCCGCUGUGGGUGACAAGAUGGCCGAGCGCCUUGGUGAGGGCAACUUCGAGUUUGUCAUGAACAACUUUGCUCCCCCCGACAUGGUUGGUCACACCGGUGUCUACGAGGCUGCCAUCCAGGGUGUUGCUGCCACCGACAAGGCCAUCGGCGUCAUUUAUGAGGCCUGCAAGAAGCACGGCUACAUCCUGUUCAUCACCGCCGACCAUGGAAAUGCCGAGGAGAUGCUUACCGAGAAGGGCACCCCCAAGACUUCCCACACCACCAACAAGGUCCCCUUCGUCAUGGCCAACGCCCCCGAGGGCUGGAGCCUCAAGAAGGAGGAGGGUGUUCUGGGAGAUGUUGCUCCCACCGUCCUGGCUGCCAUGGGCAUCGAGCAGCCCGAGGAGAUGUCCGGCCGCAGCCUUUUGGUUAAGGCAUAG